GCCAUAGCUCAUCUCAUGUAUCAGAAUAAACCGACUCUUUGUGUUUUAUCUCUGUUUCAGAUGAUGAAACACGCCUGGGACAGCUACAGGCAGUACGGCUGGGGUCACAACGAGCUGAAGCCCCUCGCUAAGAAAGGACAUUCCACAAAUAUCUUUGGUAAUUCUCAGCUAGGAGCCACCAUUGUGGAUGCUGUCGAUACUCUGUACAUCAUGGGUCUGCACGACGAGUUCAAAGAUGGCCAGGAGUGGAUAGAGCAGAAUCUGGACUUCAGUGUGAAUGCUGAGGUGUCCGUGUUCGAGGUCAACAUCCGUUUCAUAGGAGGCCUGCUGGCUGCAUACUACCUCUCAGGACAGGAAAUGUUCAAACUGAAGGCAGUUCAGCUGGCUGAGAAACUCAUUCCUGCCUUUAACACUCCUACUGGGAUCCCCUGGGCGAUGGUCAACCUUAAAAGCGGUGUUGGUCGUAACUGGGGCUGGGCUUCAGCAGGCAGCAGCAUCCUGGCUGAGUUUGGGACUCUCCACAUGGAGUUUGUUCACCUCACCUACUUGACGGGAAACCCUGUGUACUACCAGAAGGUGAUGCACAUCCGGAAGCUGCUAGCCAAAAUGGACCGACCCAACGGGCUCUACCCAAACUACCUAAACCCUCGCACAGGCCGCUGGGGCCAACAUCACACCUCACUGGGAGGAUUAGGGGACAGUUUUUAUGAGUACCUUCUGAAGGCAUGGCUCAUGUCUGACAGAACCGACACAGAAGCUCGAAAAAGUUACGAUGAUGCUAUUGAGGCCAUUGAGCGCCACCUCAUACGGAAAUCCAACGGCGGGCUGACGUUCAUCGGAGAGUGGAAGAACGGCCACCUGGAGAGGAAGAUGGGCCACCUGGCCUGCUUUGCUGGUGGCAUGUUUGCUCUGGGCGCUGAUGGCUCGCCGGACGACAAGGCCGGACACUAUUUACAGCUCGGAGCUGAGAUCGCCCACACCUGCCACGAGUCCUACGACAGAACAGUUCUGAAGCUCGGCCCAGAGGCUUUCAAGUUUGACAGCGGUCUGGAGGCGGUUGCUGUUCGGCAGAAUGAGAAGUACUACAUCCUGAGACCAGAGGUCAUCGAAACCUACUGGUACAUGUGGAGGUUCACCCACGAUCCAAAAUACAGGCAGUGGGGCUGGGAGGCAGCUCAGGCCAUCGAUAGGUAUUGCCGGGUGAGUGGAGGUUUCUCAGGAGUGAAGGAUGUGUACUCGUCCACCCCCACCUACGACGACGUGCAGCAGAGCUUUUUUCUGGCUGAAACCCUCAAGUACCUCUACCUACUGUUCUCCAGUGAUGACCUCAUGCCACUGGACAGCUGGGUGUUCAACACAGAGGCCCAUCCUCUCCCCGUCCUCCACCUGGGAAACAUCACCCUGCCUGGCAGCGAGCCCGCUCAGCGGUAGACGGACCCGUCCUCCUCCUCAGCACCAGGGGCCAUCACCUUUCUGCCUGCCUGCCCACCCACCAUCACCGGACACACUUCCAUUCAGGCUCUUUCUCUGCGUUAGGGCAGCAGUCCUGGUCUGGAGGAGGUGAGACGCCUCGGCUCCCCCCGUCUUCUGCUGUGCUGAACUUCUGGACGGGUGAAAAAGGAUGGUGGGUGUGUUCGGCUUUAACGGCCUCCAAACCAGAGGCUGGAUUUAGGCUUUUCUUAUUUUCUCUUUUGAUCCGAGUUCAUGAAGGAGUUCAGUGGGACUAAACGCUGAUGAAGGUUCUGUUUCCACACAGACACACGGACCAGUGGCCGUCAGUGUCUGUUGACUUUUGAUUUGGACAACUUGUUAUUGGGGACACAGGGUUGAGUCCCAGCCCUCCGCUUCUCCACCUUCUGUUUACUCUCCUUCAGUCGGAGCCAGACCUGUUGGAUGGCGAAGGACCCUCAGCGUCCUCUGAGCCUCAUUUUUCAGAAUAAUCACACGAGGAAAAGGAUCUAAUCAUGGACAGCAGCAGGCCAACUCCCCCACAUUUCCCAGUUCCCCCACCAGUGAAACCAUUCUGCUGCUACGUGUUAGGAAGCUGCCUUCUCAUCAGACAUGGCGCCGUUUCCCUUCAGCCUCUCACUUCUUCUCCUUAUUUAGCGUUUUUUUUUUUGUUUUUUUUUUGCGGUGAGAAAAGCUGAAUGUUUGUGUUUGUGGUGGUUCUGCUGUGAGUCUGUAGUUUGUGCACUUUGUUACAGGUGGACAGUAGGGGGCGUCGCACCGAAGGAGGUGAAUAAAUGAAGCCAUCAUGUAACCUGCUCUCCGUUCCUGGUCGUUGGAGUCAUGAUAAUCCAACAUUCAGAGUCAGGUUGGGUUCUGAUGAGUCUCCUGAGGCGAUGAAGAAAUGUUUCUGCCUCUUUUUGUCACAAAUGUUUCAGAACAGAAAACUAAUUUAAACACGAGGAAAUAAAAACAAGCAUUUGCUGUUGCUCCAGCUGUGUGUGUGUGUGUGUGCGUGCGUGAGUGCGUGUGUGUGUGCUCUGUCUCCUGAUGGACCCCUGAAAGACAUUUAGGAGACUGAAUCCUGGUUUAACAGAGACUCUUCAUUAGUCCCCAAACCCAAACUGGCUAAAGGGACCAGUUAGCAGUGCCACAUGGUGCGAUGGAGGUCAGUCUCUAGCAGCUUCUACUGCCGUCACAAACACACACACCUGCUGCUCUUAAGCUGCUAAUUUUAGCUUUUGAUCGUUACCUAUUCAGAUGUUUCCUCUUCAGCUCAUAAACACAAAAUGAGUGAAGCAGCAGAAAACGUUUCAGUAUUAGUCUUCAACAGGAUUUAGUUCACGUUCGGUCCUUAAUCUCUCCAUGUCUUCGUCACCUGUAAGGAGGCCUGGGCGGCCAUGCUGUGGCUUUUGAAAACGGAGUGUUCUGUAUUUUUACUGAAAGUAAAAUGAAAGUAUCUGUAAAUAUGUUUAAACCUGAGACACAAAUUCAAUAAAGAUGUUAUGAAAAGUGA
Molecule: messenger RNA, 2962 nt
Organism: Nothobranchius furzeri (turquoise killifish)
Lineage: Eukaryota; Metazoa; Chordata; Actinopteri; Cyprinodontiformes; Nothobranchiidae
Source: RefSeq, a predicted model, not a curated record